UUUAUGAAGACCGUCAAAAAUUUCAAAUUUGUGAAAAACAUAAGACGAAAAGAUGCAAAUGAGGGAACGUCAGCCAGCGGAUACAAUGUAAAGGAGAAGGAAAUUGUUCCAUCGCCUCGAAAUGGCAAAGAAAAUUGUGAUGAUAGUCUGCAAGAUUUUUUACCAAGCAACAAAAUGUUAAAAAUGGCUUCUUCAUUUCUUAGAAAUGGAAACGAAAAACAAGGCAGUAAUUCUUCGUUUGAAUUUGCUGAGAAGUUCUCUUUUCCACCUCGAAAACAGUAUCUACAGGACAUGAUUCCACGGACUGAAAAGUUUUUGAAAAUCUUGUACUCUUUGAUUGCUAAGUUGGAAGAUGAUUUGAAAGAUUCAAAUUCAAAAGAAAUGUAAUUGAAACAAAGUUGGGAGCUUUUGAAGAUUGCUCAAAAAUGUUCUCGAAAUAAUUCAUGAUGUUUUUCUAAUAUUUAGUUGAAAUAAAAAAUAUUGAU
Messenger RNA from Uloborus diversus, 485 nucleotides. RefSeq lists its product as uncharacterized. The transcript has 4 exons. Lineage: Eukaryota; Metazoa; Arthropoda; Arachnida; Araneae; Uloboridae. The record is from RefSeq and is a predicted model, not a curated record. The coding region runs from base 4 to 387 and encodes 127 amino acids.